This is a messenger RNA of Coffea arabica (coffee), 2146 nucleotides long. Its product is annotated as succinate-semialdehyde dehydrogenase, mitochondrial. Gene Ontology annotation, biological process: GABA catabolic process. Gene Ontology annotation, molecular function: succinate-semialdehyde dehydrogenase (NAD+) activity. NCBI's taxonomy places the organism in Eukaryota, Viridiplantae, Streptophyta, Magnoliopsida, Gentianales, Rubiaceae. The record is from RefSeq and is a predicted model, not a curated record.
AAUCACGCCUCUAGGUUGACCCAAUUCCCAACAUUUCCAUCGAUCAAUUAGUGCUCUCCUAAAACUGGCGGUGUGCUGAUCCAUCGUCGUCCAUCAGUGCCAGACUUAGCUCAAUCAUUAAACGCUACUAUUGCAUCACGACGUCGACUCUGAAAAAACUGACAAAGUGCUGUUAAUACUACUACACUACUGCUGCAAAGGAGGGUUAAUUUGAUCUAAGAGCAGCAGCAGGAGGAAGAGGACGCAUCUCAAGCGGCAUGGCCUGCUUCCGCUGUGUCUUCAGCACCAGGUUUCCUCAAUCUCAUCGUUUAUUUCUACAUUUGGCUUCUCCUCUGCCUCGGGCGCCUGCGCCUACAGCAGCCGCCGCCGCACCCCAACCUCCCUUCUUCAUACGCCAGAUAAAUAUGCAAGCACAAAACGUUGCUGCUCGUCUUAGCAGCUCCGGGUUUCUUCACGCUCAGGGCCUUGUUGGGGGCAAGUGGACAGAUGCUUACGACGGCAAGACUAUUGAGGUACGCAACCCUGCUACUGGAGAAGUUAUUGCAAACGUUCCAUGUAUGGGUAGGAACGAGACGAAUGAUGCAAUCACUUCAGCAUAUGACGCAUUCAACUCUUGGAAGAAACUUACUGCUGCUGAUAGGAGCAAGCGAUUAAGGAAAUGGUAUGACUUGUUAAUGGCCCACAAGGAGGAGCUCGGUCAACUUAUAACACUGGAGCAGGGAAAACCUCUAAAGGAGGCAAUUGGUGAGGUGGGUUAUGGGGCGGGUUUCAUUGAAUUCUCUGCAGAAGAAGCUAAACGUGUGUAUGGUGAUAUCAUUCCCUCUCCAUUACCGGAUCGCCGGUUGUUUGUUUUAAAGCAGCCUGUAGGUGUUGUCGGUGCCAUUACACCCUGGAAUUUCCCCUUGGCCAUGAUCACUAGAAAAGUUGGUCCUGCCCUUGCCUGUGGCUGCACAGUGGUUAUCAAGCCUUCUGAACUCACACCUUUGACUGCUUUAGCGGCAGCUGAACUCUCCCUUCAAGCUGGAAUACCCCCGGGUGUGGUGAAUGUUGUUAUGGGAAAUGCUUCUGAGAUUGGAGAAGCUUUACUUUCCAGUCCCAAGGUGAGGAAGAUCACCUUCACGGGGUCAACUGCUGUUGGAAAGAAAUUGAUGGCAGGUUCUGCUGGGACUGUGAAAAAGGUAUCCCUUGAACUUGGAGGCAAUGCACCUUGCAUAGUCUUUGAUGAUGCAGAUCUUGAGGUGGCUCUUAAAGGGACUUUGGCGACUAAAUUCCGCAAUAGUGGGCAGACAUGUGUUUGUGCAAAUAGAAUACUUGUGCAGGAAGGAAUCUAUGACAAGUUUGCUGAUGCAUUUUCCACUGCUGUCCAAAACAUGAAAGUUGGAAAUGGUUUUGGUGAAGAUGUGGUGCAGGGUCCUCUAAUCAACGAAGCGGCGGUACAGAAGGUGGAAUCACUAAUUAAAGACGCUAUCUCAAAGGGAGCAAAAGUUAUUCUAGGAGGCAAAAGACACAGUCUUGGGAUGACUUUUUAUGAACCUACAGUGAUCAGUGAUGUCAAAAAUGAGAUGCUUAUAUCAAGGGAGGAAGUGUUUGGACCUGUUGCCCCACUUUUGAAGUUUAAAACUGAGGAGGAAGCUAUCCACAUGGCAAAUGAUACCAAUGCAGGUUUGGCUGCCUACUUAUUCACCACAAACGUUCAACGGUCUUGGCGGGUCGCUGAAGCUCUUGAGUACGGUAUAGUCGGAGUUAAUGAAGGGAUUGUUUCAACUGAGGUGGCACCAUUUGGAGGUGUAAAACAGUCGGGCGUUGGCCGAGAAGGUUCGAAGUAUGGAAUGGAUGAAUAUUUGGAGAUCAAAUAUGUAUGUUUGGGAAAUUUAAGCUGAGUGGAAACUGAGGUGGCUUGUAAAUGUUUUGAAGCAGCUCCUGUAAAGUCGGCACGCUCUGUUGCACACCCCAUGUUUGAAGUUCGCUCAGAGCUCUGUUGUGCACCCUAUGUUUGAAAUACACCCUCUGUUGCCUGUGUAGUAUGUUCUACAACCUGGAGGCAAUUUUUUUUUUUGUUCCUGCUGUUUUAUUCACCCUAGGCGCCCUAGGGCUUUUUUUUUUUUUAACAAAGAACGGGAUAAUAAGUUUAUUUUACUUGCCUAAA